Messenger RNA from Anisakis simplex (herring worm), 348 nucleotides. The record is from the annotation of a GenBank genome assembly. Lineage: Eukaryota; Metazoa; Nematoda; Chromadorea; Rhabditida; Anisakidae.
UUUAUGCAUUUCGUUUUUGUUCUACCCAAUUGGAAUGCAAAUAUUCCGAGAAAUUUUCGUGGCAUGAUUAAGGAUUGUGACGAUCGAGCGUUGAGGAAGUCAUGCGACCAGAACAACACAUGGGUGGGUGGCUUCGAUAAGGGCAUCGGUUAUCAUCAACCAUUGUACGUUCAGUGUUGUGAGUCUGAUGAACUUCUGAAGUAUUCGACGGCGCUUUACAGUGGCGUUGUUGUUCGACCGGGUGAAUACUUUGAAGGUGAAGAGCAGGUGGAUCCAGCCACCGAAGAACUGGUUUCAUUCGAUAUAAUUACGAAUUUGAAGUUAAUCCAUGAUCCGAACACAACGUGA